Molecule: messenger RNA, 885 nt
Organism: Anisakis simplex (herring worm)
Lineage: Eukaryota; Metazoa; Nematoda; Chromadorea; Rhabditida; Anisakidae
Source: the annotation of a GenBank genome assembly
AUGUUCAAAUUUGUGUUUCAAAGGAAUAUUCGAGGUUCGAGAUGGGAUGUCCACUGUAUCGAUUUAGCACUCCUACUGGUCAGAUGUAAAAUAUUUUUGAAAAAAUGGGCUACUUCAUUCGUCAAUCUGGGGAGGAGGGGUAAGAAAUGUCAUCGGAAAGGGCAUCCAGCGCAAGUGUGUAGUUGGGAAACACCAGAUAAGAGAAGUAAAAAUGUAGUGAAUGAGCAUAUUGUGAAAGACGAUGAGGAAAUAAUACCUGAUGUAAGUGAGGUUGAGAUAGAUGAGGCACCCGUAUAUUCGGUCAAGAGGGUGGAAGUUGAGCCGCCGCAUAAGAUAGAAAUUACAGUAAGCGAGAAAACGGUUGUUCUCGAACAGGAGGUGGUUAAAGAUAAUUGGUCGGAUUAUUGGAUUGAGUGUAUCGAAUGGAGUCGAGAGGAUAUUGUGUCGAGAACGCCUUCUUUGACUUUUGAAGAGAAAUAUCAUUUAACUCUUGCGGCUUACGUAUACAUGUAUCGAUUGAAGUACGACUCUGGUCAAAUGUUAAGUUUUGUUCUUGACUGCGUCAAAUAUGAUAGGGAACUACUCGGUAAAGGUGUCAUUAAUAGAUUCUUCUCGUCUUCGAAAAAUCUCACGUCUGCCUUUAAGGCUUCCGCAUCACUUUGUUUUGCUAACAGCUUUAUGGCACCUUUUUAUACUAUUGCUUUUAAUUCUUCGAAAUCUCCUAUGGACGGUUAUAAGUUUAUCGAAGAUUGCACUCAUAUUCUUGAGGGUAAAGCGAACUUCAAGGAGUAUGUUGUUGAACGUGUGUAUUCUAGAGCUGUUGAUGCUAUCGAUAAUGUAUGGAAUGGAUCAGAAAAACUGCUGUUUUCAAUCGGUUGUCUAUAG